Molecule: messenger RNA, 708 nt
Organism: Pogoniulus pusillus (Red-fronted tinkerbird)
Lineage: Eukaryota; Metazoa; Chordata; Aves; Piciformes; Lybiidae
Product: sterile alpha motif domain-containing protein 1-like
Exons: 1
Coding region: 1-708 (235 amino acids)
Source: RefSeq, a predicted model, not a curated record
AUGUUUGAUUUCAGGAAAGAGACAGGGGUGUUGUUUCUAGCAAGGGGUCGUUCGUUGGCUCUCCAGCCGUGCUUUCCUUCGGCGUGUCCAGCCCCGAGGGCCUUUCUCUCUCAGCUCGGACACCGGAACAGCAGCAGAAGGUUCAAUAGGCCUGGCCCGGUACGGGUCCCUCGCCCACAGCACCCCAGACUGCCACCGCAGCCGCUGCAGGCUCCCCUCCCCGCUCCGUGCUGCCGCCACCUCUCCGCCUUUUACUUCACGCCCGCUCGCGCCCCGCCGCCGCCUCCGCGCGCGCCGCGGCCGCCGCCGCCUGGGCCAGGGCAGCCCGCGCGCGGGGGGGGGGGGGGGGGAGGCGCGCGCCUCUGCGCGACACCGGGAGAGCGCGUGCGCGCGCGACAGAGAGCGCGAGAGGGCGGGCGCGAGCCCCGUCCCCGUGCGGCCGCAGAGGAGAAGCAGCGGCGGCAGGCGCGGCGGAGCGACGCCGAGGCUCUUGUUUACCAGCGUUCCUUCUCCGUCGUGCACAGGGAGACAGCGCGAAGGAGGAGGAGAAAGGGGGGAGGACGCGGCAGCAGAGCGCUGCGAGCCCUGCUGCAAGCGAGCGGCGAAUUAAUUGGGAGGAGCAGCAGACCCUUCCCCCCCAACACACCCGCCGCCUUCCCUCCCCGGAGGAAUUACAGACCCUUCGCAACAAGCGUUCCUGGGCUUUGA